UUGAAUAAUGGCCCUCCGCUACUCAAGAACCUUGCAUCUCCAUUCCCCGAUACUUCCUUACGUUCUCUUUUAUAUUUCCAUCAUUUUGUCUUCGCUAAUCCCUUCUUCAAAUUCAUUAUCCUUCAACUUUUCCAGUUCCGACGACAAGACAAGAGACAACUUAAUAUUGUUAGGCGAUGCUGUGUUCUCUAAAAAUGGCGUCGAGCUCACCAUAAACACACUCGACAGUAGCUUGAACGGUAGCGAAGGUCGAGUUAUAUAUAAAGAACCGGUGCGCCUCUGGGACAAGGAGACGGGAGAUCUCACAGACUUCAACACCAAUUUCUCCUUUACCAUUAAAUUAUUGAGUGACAGCAACUUUGGUGAUGGGUUGGCUUUCUUCCUCACGCCAAACGGUUCUAUCAUCCCUCCACAGUCAGGAGGUGGCUGUCUUGGUCUUUUAAGUUUCGACCGUCGGUUCGACAACACAGAAAAUCAACUUAUUGCAGUAGAGUUCGACACCUUUCCAAAUGACUGGGAUCCAGACUACAAUCAUGUGGGUAUCGAUGUCAAUUCCGUUUUUUCUGUGGCAACUGCUGAGUGGUCUAGUAGUAAUAUUAUCAAUGGGAGCACAGUUGAUGCUCGGAUUAUCUAUAAUUCUAGUACAAAAUUGCUGAGUGUUUUCUUUACUUAUGAUGAAAAGCCAGUGUCCGGUGAGAGCCGUAAUCUUUCUCAUAUAGUUGAUAUGAGGAAGUUCUUGCCAGAAUGGGUGACUAUUGGUCUUUCUGCUACUACUGGUAAAUUCGUGGAGCUACAUCAACUUCAUUCCUGGGACUUUUAUUCGAGUUUGGAGGUAAAGGUGUCUAAUUCAACAGUGGGAAAUGACGGUCAUAACUCAACUAUGGGGAGUAAUUCCACGUUGGGGAACGGGGGGCAUAAUUCUACUUCAGAGGCUACAGAGAUAAAGAAGACAAACAAUACAAGAUUGAUCGUUGGACUGGUUGUUGGUGCAGUUACGUCGAUGGGUUUGUUGGCGGGCAUGAUUUGGUUCAUCAUGCAUAUGAAGAGGAUGAGGGAUAUGGAAGAAGUGAAGAGUGCAGUUCUUAAUAAUGAUGGUUCUAUGAAUGAUGAAUUCGAAAUGGGAGUUGGACCUAAAAGGUUCUUGUAUGGUGAAUUGGCUCAGGCAACGAAUGACUUCGAUGAGGAACAAAAGCUUGGAGAGGGAGGAUUUGGAAGCGUUUAUAGAGGUUUUCUGAGUGAUCUCAACUUGGAAGUGGCCGUGAAGAGGGUCUCCAAAGGGUCUAAACAAGGGAUAAAGGAGUAUAUGUCCGAAGUGAAAAUCAUUAGUCAAUUACGGCAUAAAAACUUGGUCCAACUUGUGGGUUGGUGCCACCAGCGAAAUGAGUUUCUCCUUGUAUACGAGUUCAUGCCCAACGGUAGUCUCGAUUCCCAUCUCUUUGGACGACAGGACUCACACUCACUGACAUGGAAAGUAAGGCACAAUAUCGCAGUUGGCUUGGCCUCUGGAUUGCUCUAUCUGCAUGAAGAAUGGGAACAAUGUGUUCUUCAUAGAGAUAUUAAAUCAAGUAAUGUGAUGUUAGACUCUAGUUUUAAUGCAAAACUCGGGGAUUUUGGGUUUGCAAGACUUGUUGACCAUGGCCAACUAGCACAAACAACUGUGUUAGCUGGGACCAUGGGUUACAUGGCUCCCGAAUGUGUUAUGACCCCCAAGUAUAGCAAGGAAUCAGACGUUUACAGCUAUGGAAUUGUUGCUUUGGAGAUUGCUUGUGGAAGGCGACCUGUUGAACCACGGCUAGAAACUAGUAAGGUAAGGCUGGUUGAAUGGGUAUGGGAGCUCUAUGGAAGAGGAUCGCUUCUUCAAGCAGCAGAUUCUAGACUUGUAAGUAUGGGUUUUGAUGAAAAACAAAUGGAGUGUUUGAUGGUUGUUGGGCUAUGGUGUGCACACCCAGAUUUCAACCUCCGACCCUCCAUAAAGCAAGCGAUGCAGGUUCUUUGUUUUGAAGCUCCAUUACCCUUUCUCCCACCUAAGAUGCCGAUGCUCACUUUUAGUGCCCCUGAGUUUAAUGAUUAUGAUCCUUCAACUUCAUCAUCUGGUGCUACUAAUUCUUCUACGGCAUCUCUCUUGAACCCACGCUAAGUUUAAAAUCUUUACUUUUGCUGUAUCUUGUAUGGACAUUUGUGUUAUUUUCUUUCCAUGUUUUUCCUUUGUUUAUGUUUAUCUAAGUGUGCCUCAAGCUUAUAAAAAUAAGUUAUUUGUACAAUUUUCUAAUUA
This is a messenger RNA of Nelumbo nucifera (sacred lotus), 2272 nucleotides long. The record is from RefSeq and is a predicted model, not a curated record. Lineage: Eukaryota; Viridiplantae; Streptophyta; Magnoliopsida; Proteales; Nelumbonaceae.